AUGGCACACUCGUUCAACCUUAGCCUUGGCCUCGAAGGUACACAUGUACUGAUCACUGGAGGCUGCGGCUUCAUCGGUCGUGUGGUGACGGAGGCUUUCCUGGCCGCAGGCGCUAAUGUCUCCAUCGUGGAUUUACCAGAAGCCGUCGCAAAUCGGCAGCACUAUGGCGGCAGACACAACUCCAUACUCUUCUUACCUGCCGACAUAUCGCAGCCCGACUCUGUCAGCAGUGCGUUUUCGAAGGCUGAGGAUGGCUUCGGUGCAGUGGAGUGCUGCAUUGCGUUGGCAAGUACAGAUCUCAGCAGCUUGCAGCAGACAGAAAGUAUUUGCGAUAUGGACCCCAAAAUAUGGCAGGACGUCUUCAACGUUAACAUCAACGGUACCUUUCUCACGGCGCAACGCUGGCUUCGCGGCAUCCGAUCUGCGUUGAAAGAUCCCAUUGCAGCGCCGAAUCUUCGAAACGUCAACCUCAUCAUUAUGGGAUCCGAGUCGGGCAAGUUUGGCGUGCGUACCAUGGCUGCUUAUGCGGCAGGUAAAGCUGCAGUGCAAUAUGGUCUGCUACAGUCAUUGGCGCAAGACGUUUCGCGGAUUUACAUCAAAGGUCGCGUCAAUGGGGUGGCGCCGGGUGCUGUCAAUACCACUCGAUUUCAGGAAGAGUGCGAGCGCUAUGGAAUGCAGUGGGAGUAUGAAGAGUGCCAAGCUACUGUUCCCAUGGCGAAGCCUGUGGCGCUGGAGGAUGUCGCCAGGACGAUUUUAUUCUUGGCCAGUGAGAGAUGGAGUGGUUCUACUCAUGGCCAGCUUCUGCACGUGGACGGAGGGAAGACGGGUAGUUUGGUAUGGCAGCCUGGAGAGGCGGCGAUAAGAUGUGGCUAA
This is a messenger RNA of Sphaerulina musiva SO2202, 873 nucleotides long. RefSeq names its product NAD(P)-binding protein. The transcript is spliced from 3 exons. The record is from RefSeq and is a predicted model, not a curated record. The coding region runs from base 1 to 873 and encodes 290 amino acids. Lineage: Eukaryota; Fungi; Ascomycota; Dothideomycetes; Mycosphaerellales; Mycosphaerellaceae.